GGCCACUGACAAGCGUGGAAGAAGAAGGAACUGGUUUGAGCGGGAUUGAUGCCGUCUUCAAUUAGGUAGUUCAGUGAGAUAAUCGAUGAUCUUCUGAGAAUAUUUAAAUCACAGCAUUUGCAGCAUUUGAGUUUACAACUCCUCUCUGGAUCUCCUGUGAAAAGGGGAAAUGUUUGGGGCCAACAAAACCCCCUUUGGAGGGUCAUCCUUCGGAACAGGUAACUUCUCUUCCCCACAUUCUACCCCUCAUGGUCAGCGUACCAAUGCCUUUAGUGCCAAGACCCCAGGCACGUCUGGAUUUGGAACGCCAACUGCUUUUGGCGCUCAGACUCCUUCUACUGGUCUCUUUGGGACGGGAACCAGUGCAGCAGGGGGGCUGUUUGGCAGUACAGGAAACACCUUUGGCCAGCCACCGUCAGGUAUUGGGUUUGGUACUUCAAAUACCUCUUCUGCAGCAGGGACGCUAUUCAGCAGUACAUCAAAUGCAGGAACUACUGGACUAUUCUCAACUCCAUCAACUUCAACAUCAUUUGGUGCAGGAGGAUUUGGAGCUGCCAAACCAUUUGGAGCAGCCCCUUCUACCGGUCUUUUUGGCCAGACUGCUGCAGCCACAGCACCAUUUGGCCAGGCAGCUGCAGGAGCAAGUAGCCUGUUUGGUGGUGGAGCAUCAUCAGGAUUGUUUGGUGCCACUGCUCAAAGUGGUACCACGGUCAAAUUCGCUCCGGUGACAAGUACAGACACAAUGGUUAAAAGUGGAGUUACAACUAACGUCAGCACAAGACACCUGGUUAUUACAGCCAUGAAGGAAUAUGAAAAUAAAUGCUUUGAGGAAUUGCGAAUGGAGGACUAUGCAGCCAACAGGAAAGGCUCAUCUGGUUCCAGCCUCCUUGGUCAUGGUAUGACCCAAGUAGACAAUAAACCUGCCAAUCUAUUUGGUCAACAACAACAAGCUGCUGCCUCGUCUGGAGCCGGAUUCACAUUUGGGCAAAACAAACCAACAUUUGGAACAGGGACAUCCACUUUUGGAAAUGCAUCUGGAAGUUUGUUUGGUGCUCAGCAACAACAGCAGGCUGCUGGCUUGUUUGGUCAGAAGGCAGGUGGAUUUGGUACAUCUAGUGCGCCGGGAGCAUCCCUAUUCGGAGCAACAAGCACCUCGGCAUUUGGACAGAGUAACCAGGCUAAUAAGGGUUUAUUUGGGCAGACAGCUACAACACAGAGUACUGGCCUGUUUGGAUCCACUCCUGCAGCUUCUGGUACAACAGGCUUUGGGACUGGCUUCGGCAACACGGCUUUCAAUCAAAAUCAGCCAACCAGCCUAUUUGGAGCCAAAGCAGGCUUUGGAACCACUACCACUAGUACAGGGCUAACACUGGGUUCUACUACAGGUACAGGGCUGUUCGGUCAACAAAAUAAGACAGGUCUGUCUCUGGGAACUGGCGCUUCAACUGGCUUUGGCUUCGGUGCCACUCCCAACCAGUCUGCCAGUCUGUUUGCAAACAAAGGAACGACAGGUUUUGGGGGUCUAGGAGCUGGCAUUGGCACAGGGCUUGGUACAGGAUUUGGGGCAACCAAUACUGGCACGUCAUUGUUUGGCGCCGCUAGUAAACCUACCACUCUAGGUGGACUUGGUGGAUUUGGAACAACAUCGACUGGUCUAGGUGGUGGAUUUGGAACUGGGACUGGCUUGAACCUAGGAGGAGCAACUACAGGGCUGGGAAAUGCCACAGCCAAUCUGACGGUUCAGGAUGCACAGGCUCAGCAGCAACUUUUAGCAAUCUUUAACUCGCCAUUCGGAGAUAAUCCUCUCUUCAGAAACAGACUCACAGAUUCUGAUAAAAGAGAGGAUAUAUUGAAACCAACAAGUAAAGCUGCUCAGAAAGCACUAAGCUCACCUCUUCAACACAAGGUAUCAUCAAGACCCUCUGCUAAGCUUCGUCCUAAGCCUCUAAUUCAAGGUGUCUCUCAUAAGUCAAAGCUGUUUGAUGGGCUAGAUGAUGAGGACCUGACUCUUAAUACUGAGAUGUUUGUACCAAGGAGGAGUGUCAAGAAACUCGUCAUUAAGAAGAAAGACGAUAAAUCCAUGGAGGAGGAUCAUCUGUUGAAUUCCAGUCGCUCUUUGGCACAAGAAGAGACUCUUCUAUCCCCACUGCCAACUUAUCCGAGCAACCCUUCCUCAAAACCAUCUCCAAACCAGAGACAGGGUUCUCUGGACAAUGAGGAAGUAUUAGAAACACCCGGAGGUACCAGACUAUUCUCCAAACCCCAGUCACAUCAAAAUGAUAUCCCGACAACAUCAAGUCCACGGAAGCAAGAGGAUCCAGACUGCACCAUCACUGACCUGAACGUCCAAUCCAAACCUUCCAGUAAGCUCAACUCUAGUGAGCUAUCCUCCACCAGUGAUCUAGACCACUCCUCCCUGCCAGAUAUCCAAGACGAUCAGGAGAAUACUCCUCCACCUAACCCUGCUGGUGUUACAUUGAGACGAUCAGGGUACUAUACCAUCCCACCCCUUGAGGACCUGGGCUCAUUGAUGGGUGAGAAUGGAGAGUGUUAUGUGGAGGAUCUGACCAUCGGACGCAGUGGAUAUGGAAGCGUUUUCUUCCCUGGAUUUACCGAUAUUGCUGGACUGAAUCUAGAUGAGAUAGUUCAUUUUCGACGUAAGGAGAUUACGGUCUACCCAGAUGACACUACCAAGCCAGAUGUGGGUCAAGGGCUGAAUAAGAAAGCAGAAGUAACACUGGAUCAUACUUGGCCAACUGAUAAGACUUCCCGCAAAGCUAUUACAGAUACUGAGCGACUUACAGCUCUGAAUUAUGAGGACAAGCUGGAGAAAGCUACAGCCAAGCUAGGCGCUAAGUUCAUUGAAUAUCGACCCAAAACUGGAUCAUGGGUCUUCCUGGUCCAACAUUUCUCCAAGUAUGGACUGUCAGAUAGCGAUGAAGAUGAUGAAGCGCCCUCACAGGAUCCAAAGAAACAGAAAACGCAGAAGCAACCAGGACACAAGCCAACAGGAGCAAAAAAAGUACCAACCAAGCCAGCGGUAAAACAGCCUCCUAAAGUGGGCCUGGAUAGUCGUAGCCAGCCAAUUAGAGAGCAGCAGGAGGAAGAACCAAUGGGAGAUGAUAUUGAUAUGGAGAUGCCUGGUGAUUCACCAAUCAGAGGGCUCGGUGGGUUCUAUCUUAACGGACACGUAGAAGCAGCCGAUACUAACCAGCGGGGGUUGUCUAGUGAUCAGGAGGAGCUGGAAGAGGGUCUUGAUCAUGCAGCAUCUUCACAUCGUCUUGCUAAUGUCUUAGGAAUGAACUCUCAUCGCUUGCAGGUCAUGAAGGGCUCAUUCUUUGCUGAUGAUGAACCGGUUGAAUAUGAUUAUGCUUUACGCUCAGCUCCAUCCCAGCCUAGACCCUCGUUCUUUGACUCUCCAUCUAGAGGAUCCCCCAUUCCUAUAAUGGAAGAGUCCUAUCAAGAAAGAGGAUUGAAUAGGAUCAUGGGAGGUGGAGUGUUGUGGCCUCGUCCCAUGGGUAGUCCAGCCAAAUAUCUGGCUGGUAUGGGCCCUACAGCAGACGUCAGAGCUAGCCCCACACCUAGGGCUGUUAAGGAUGAACUGCUUGACCCUUCAGACCAUUAUGUGUCUGGUUUAUUUGCUGCUCCUAAACAAUACCCUGCCUUCACUGGUCCCCAUCAUUAUCCAAGUGGAAUGACCCAAGACCGACCCUCUAGACUCGUUGGAUCUCGCCCUCGUCAGACCAUCUUACCACUCAAGCAGUCAGUGAUAUGUGGUAAGGUACCCUGCAUAGCGGAUGCUGGCUUGGUCAUGAGUAGAUCCUUCAGAGUGGGUUGGGGACCCAACUGGACUCUGGUGCAUUCUGGAAAAGCUGUCGGACAACGCAUGAGUGCUCUAGAUAUCAAGCAGGAACCAGCCGCCUUUCCCCUCCUGACAGCUAAACAACCCAGCAAGUCAUCCCUAGAUGCAACCCCAUUCACUAUCACUGUAGAGAAGCUCAACCUAGCCCCUCAUCUACUGGGUGCUGACAGCAAGGUUCUGGAUCUUCAUGAGCGAUCCCUAGGAGUACAGCUUCACCACAGCGUCUGUUCUACUAGCCAGACAUGCCCCGUGUUUGCCCCUAAGCCUGGGGUAGAUUGUUUACAUGACUUUGCUAAGACAGCCAUGAAGGAUUGCCAGGAAAGGCUGACUGCUGAUGAGACUACCUUAGAACAUAGCCAGCUGGUAUGGAAACUCAUGGUAGCACUCUGGGGACGCUUACCGGAUGAAGAUCAACAGGAGCUUGAUCCAUCUGGUUACCCGUUCCACAAGGCCAGAAGGGAAGCGUUCUCACGAUGGCUUGAAUCUGGCUCAGAGAAGAGAAUCAACAGAGAGGUUCAGGACUCGAAGUUCAAGGAUAUGGGACACAUUGAAGCAGUGUUCUCGUUACUGACUGGACAUCAAAUCAGCGCAGCAUGUGCAGCAGCCCAAAGGUCAGGUGACCACAGGCUAGCUCUUCUAUUGGCUCAGGCAGGAAGUACCCAAGAAAUCAAACUGUUAAUCACAAAGCAGCUCAGCGAUUGGCAUGAAAUGGGCGUUGAUAAGUUCAUAGCUCCUGAAUAUCUACAAGUGUAUGCUCUACUGGCUGGCCAGCUUGUAUGGCAAUCAUCACAUAAUAGCAUCAAUACAUGUCAGAACUUGGACUGGAAGAGAGCCCUCGCUGUUCAUCUCUGGCAUGCUUGCAAACCAGUAGCAUCCAUCCAGGAUGCUCUCGCAGAGUUUGAUAAAGGUUUCCAUGGAGAAUCAACUCUGGGUCGCUACUGCCCAGUGCCCCGUCCCCCGUAUAUGGAGAAUAAUCCCGAGGUAUACCCGGAGGAUGGAGAUAUGGAAUAUGAAGAGGGGGAGACGGAUGGCUACACGGUGUGGGAUAUGUGUUAUCAUCUAGUCAAGCUAUAUACUGAUCAUACACAUAGAUUGGAGAGAGUAUUGGCACCAACUACACAUACAGCAUACCAGUUGGACUACAGGCUCAGCUGGCAUGUUUUACAUGCUUUACAAGCGUUGGGUUACUCCCAUAUCUCAGAGCAGGAUUUAAAUCAUCUUCAUGUUAGCUUUGCCUCACAGCUUGAAGGGCUUGGACUAUGGCACUGGGCUGUCUUUGUUUUGCUCCACAUUCAAGAUAAUUGCCG
Molecule: messenger RNA, 5169 nt
Organism: Asterias rubens (European starfish)
Lineage: Eukaryota; Metazoa; Echinodermata; Asteroidea; Forcipulatida; Asteriidae
Product: nuclear pore complex protein Nup98-Nup96-like
Biological process (GO): post-transcriptional tethering of RNA polymerase II gene DNA at nuclear periphery; RNA export from nucleus; protein import into nucleus
Cellular component (GO): nuclear pore; nuclear pore cytoplasmic filaments
Molecular function (GO): structural constituent of nuclear pore
Source: RefSeq, a predicted model, not a curated record